GUUGAGGACUGCCAACAGCCAAGAAAGCAACGAGAACGACGUUUUUCGUGUGUGUUUCGUGUUUGGUGCCUUCUCUUGUGGGGUGGCGCACCUCCUGUGUCAACAUGGACGGGAAGCUGCGCAUCUCCGUGACAGUCGUCUCUGCCAUCGGGCUGCGCAAGACUGACUUCUUUGGCACACCCGACCCUUUCUUCCUGAUCGAGUGUGGGGGCGUCAAGUAUGAGGGAAAGCCAGCGAAGAAGACGCUCUCCCCCGUGUGGAACCAAACGUUUCGCUUCGAUGUGAAGCCACACUGGACGUUGGUGCUGCAGGUGUUCAACUGGCGCAAGUACAUGAAGAAGGAGAAGAGCGGGGCCAUGGGCUCUCUCCACCUUGGGCUGGAGUUUCUGCCUCAGCUCGUACAGGCUGGCGGAGCCCUCUGCGAGUCGUUCCCAUUGCAGUCGGAAUCGUCCUCCAACGCAUCGUGCGGUCACGUCUUCAUCAACUUUGAAGUGCUGAACAUGCAGAGUCCGAGUGGCGGGCGAACAAGGAGCAACCAGCAGGUGCAGGCGCCCAAACCACGACUGCUGCGGGCUGCCUCCAUCGAAGCGCAAAUGCUUGCAGAAGCUGGGCGCGACGCUGCUCGGUCUGGCCGUGGACAGCGGUAUACGGCGACGAGUGGCAGGUCCGGCAGACGAAGCGGCCCAGCUGCGUCCACCACCACCAGCCCGCAAACACCAACAACACCAACAACAGCACCAGCGUCGGGGCAGCGCCACCGGUCGGAGUCUGCGGGCGCGGAUGUGUUUCUGAGCAGCUCGCCAUCCCGCCGCCACCGCAGCACAUCCCACGCCGUGUCCGCGUCACGCACACCGCACACGUCCCAGGCGUCCCCGCACACCUCUCGCAGCCCGCCCAGGCACACGCGCGCCCAGGCACACGCACACGCCAUUUCCCAUGCGCACGCGCACGCGCAAUCACGCACACGCACGCGGGGAUCGGCGACACAGUCGCCAGCAGCCUCCGACACCACAGCCACGCGCGCAGGCAGCAGUGGAGCAACUGGUGCUGUGCAGCGUUUGCGAAGCAGUGACAGAGGUGGCAGGCGCAGCCCGCGGGGGAGUGUUGGCGGUAGCGGCACGGGUCGUACAGAUGCACCUGCAAGUGCAAGCAGCAGCGCUCGCAGCAGUGCACGUCGUGUCGGUGGCGGUGAUGGACAAGGCUCGGUUGACUCGGAUCGUGACGGUGUAGUGCGGCAAACAUCUCGCGCGAACAACAGCGCCCGCAGUCGCAGUAGUGCUGGCAGUGGCGCAUCCUCUUCGCGAAAUCCUAACACCAGGCUCCGCCACCGCCGCCGGCAGCUGCCAGAGCACCGACGAUCACAGCACCUCGAAAUCCUGAAGCUCUUGCGUGAACCCCUGCCACCAGGAUGGGAGGCACGCCUCGCCCCGAGUGGGCAGGUGUACUAUGCAAACCACGUCACGCGCACUACCCAGUGGAAGCGGCCCGAGCACGAUGCAGCAGAAGAUACGGCAUCUGUAAACAUGUCAGACACGUCUGCGCUGGAGGAUUACGAGCGGCGGUCCAUUCUCAUGGAGGAUGUGGACCAGCUGGGGCUCGACGAGGAAGGCUUUGGGUUCCCAGGCAUCGACGAGGAGAGCACGACUGAUCUCUUUGAAGAUGAGGACGUGCUGCCCUCUGGAGAAUCAACGCCAACACAUCAACAUCAACAGCAACGGCAACACCGCCAGUUGAGUGGCGGUGCACGUGCACAUGGAAGCCCGCGGAGCAUUCACGCUGCGGUCACGAGCACCCCACUUCGGACACGCCUGCGGGAGGUGGAGCGUGAUGCGCAGGACGAGGGACGACAGCAACAGCAGCGACAACGGCACCGACGGGCCAGCGGUUCGAGAGAGAGGGGGCGACGAAGUGGGGGCGGUGGCGAUGCCCCUGACGAAGCAAGGACGCCUGCACAGCAGCAGCAGCAGCAGUCACGGCAGCAUCAGCGGCGGAUGAUGGAGAUGAUUGAGAGCAGCGAUGUGGUCACACCUCGUGGAUACGGGGCCAUGACGCUCGCGACAGCAUCAAGUGACAGAACGAGCGAGUCGAUAUCGCCAGUCUCUGGCUCCCUCUCCACCCAGCGUCGCGUCUCAAGCAGCAACGAUGCCUCCACAGCCGCUGCCUCAACCACGACGACAACAGCAACGGCAGGCAGUGCACAUGCCACAUCCCUGCCUGCAUCAACGAGCAAUCUCCAACGCCACCAGCGCCGCACCACCGCGUCAUCAUCUGCGCUGCCCGCACACACACGCACGUCGCGCACACCGUCGGCGUCCUCACCUCUUGCUUCAUCGUCACCAACACGACAGGUGCGGGAGCGGGAAGGGUCUCCAGUGACCUCUGCGCAGCAGCAGCGCCAUGCUUACGACAGCCAGGUGUCAGCAGCACCUUCAUCGCGACUGCACGUGCGUGCAGAUUCAGCAUUGCAACGUGAAACAUCGCCAGCACGCCUACAACGGCAACAGCAGCAGCAACAACGGCAACAACGGCAACAGCAACAGUCGAGUGCAAGUGCGGGGGUCGGUGAUGCUGUGGUGUCGCGUUCGCAGCACGCCGAGAAUCGGCCGCGCACAUCAUCGCAGACACGACCACGGCCUCACGCUGAUGAGCAGCAGCAGCAGCAACAGCAGCAACAGCAGCGAAGGCGACCGCAGCCGCACUCGCCGUCCCGUCGUCACCCACCAGCAACAACAGCUUCAUCAUCACCAUCGUUGUCAGUGGCGGUGUCAGCGCGGGAGGGCAAUCACAGCAGCAGGGCACGGCAGGCGGCAGGGCCUGUGGACGUGGAUAGUGGUGCCGUCCAGCCAACAACGGCAAUGACGGCAGGAGCAGCAACAACGACGUCUGGAACAGGAGCGACAGCGACUGCAGCAACACCAGAGGCGCAAGUGGGAGCGGAGGGAACUGCGGGGUCUGGCGAGUUGGCCAGAGGGGUUGACGGCAAUCGCGGCGCUGUUCACACCAGCGACGAUGCCACUCGAGACAGCGAUGUCGAAGAUAUCGGUGGUGGUGAUGGCAGCGAUCGACCAGCCCGAACACCGCCGCCUCCAUCACCGCCGCCUGGUCAACGGCAACGACAGCGCAGCGCCCACACACCGGAGUCGCCCAACCCACUGCACAGACAUUGGAGCGAGUAUGUUGUGGAGGAAGGGCUGGGCGAGUUUCCGCUGGGAUGGGAACAGCGCUUCACCGCGACUGGUGUUGUGUACUACGUCGACCACAUCAACCGAACCACCACGUUCGAGGACCCGCGUCUUGCUGUUCAGGAGCGACGGCGACAGGAGGCGUUGACGCACGAGGCGCAGCUUCCGCGAUACAAGCGCGAUCUCAGGCGAAAGCUCCUUAAACUCCGCCACCUCUUUGCAUACAUCAGACAGAAGGACGCAACGCGUUACGGCGAGGUGGUUGAUGGGCAGCACCGUGUCAAGCCGGUGGACAUUUGUGUUUCGCGCGACAACAUCUUCGAGGACUCGUUUCGCAUCAUCAUGCGCAUGACUCCGCCGCAGCUCAGGGCCCGGCUCAACAUUGCGUUCUUUGGCGAAGACGCUCUUGACUAUGGCGGCGUUGCCAGGGAGUGGUUCUUCCUCCUGUCGAAGCAGAUGCUCAACCCGUACUACGGGCUGUUCCAGUACUCCAGCAGCGACGCGCAGCUGUUGGAGAUCAGCCCCAACUCGUCCAUCAACCCAGACCAUCUGUCCUACUUCAAGUUCAUCGGCCGAGUUCUCGGCCUUGCCGUGUGCCACGGGCACUAUGUGGACGGCGCGUUUGUCAUGUCGCUGUACAAGCUGCUGCUGGGGAAGGACGUUGGCCUGUCGGACAUGGAGGUGGUUGACGAGACAUUCUUCAACAGCCUGCGCUGGAUGCUGAAGAACAACAUCACGGGCGUGCUGUUCAACACGUUUGAGGACGAGUUUGAGGCGUUUGGCAUGCUGGAGACGGUUGAACUGAAGCCUGGUGGGAGCAGCAUCCCCGUCACAGAGGAGAACAAACGCGAGUAUGUCCAGCUCAUUGUCCAUCACCGCCUCCUCCGCGGCAUUGAAGAGCAGGUGCAAGCGCUGCGGGAGGGCUUCAACGACAUUGUGCCGCCUGCAUGGCUGGAGAUGUUUGACGAGCGCGAGCUGGAGCUUAUUCUGUGCGGUCUGGGCAACAUCGACGUCAAGGACUGGGCAGACAACGCCGAGUACAGGCACUGUGACAGCUCCCACCAAGUGGUCAAGUGGUUCUGGCAGAUUGUGGAGUCGUUUGAUGCGGAGAUGCGUGCGCGUGUGUUGCAGUUUGUCACCGGAACGUCACGCGUGCCCGUCACAGGAUUCAGGGACCUCAGGGGCUCACAAGGCCCGAAGAAGUUUACGAUCGAGAUUGUGCCCUCUGCCAGCUGCACAUCGCUGCCGAAAGCGCAUACGUGCUUCAAUCGCAUCGACCUGCCCCUCUACCAGACAUUUGAUGACAUGGAAACAAAGCUGCUGCAGGCUGUGGAGAACUCCAUUGGCUUUGGCAUCGAGUAAACACGCGCGUGUGUGCCCACGUGCACGCUCCAUCUUCCUUCUCUUGCUCAUCACGGGGCUUUCCUUGUGACAUGCUUCUUUGCUGCUUUUGUCCCGUUUGCUUUGUUGGUGUAUUGCUUAUGACAAUCGAGAGAGUUAUUGUUAACAGUGGUUGAAUGAACUGUACAGCGUGUUGUUCAAAAC
Molecule: messenger RNA, 4727 nt
Organism: Salpingoeca rosetta
Lineage: Eukaryota; Choanoflagellata; Craspedida; Salpingoecidae
Exons: 22
Coding region: 105-4544 (1479 amino acids)
Biological process (GO): negative regulation of BMP signaling pathway; ubiquitin-dependent protein catabolic process
Molecular function (GO): ubiquitin-protein transferase activity; protein binding
Source: RefSeq, a predicted model, not a curated record